UGUGAGCAUCGGAACUAGCCGAGCCGCCACAACAAAGAAAGGAUUAGAGUCCUGGUUUCGAAUUUUUUUUCGCCACACACAAACACACAAAAAUGAAGAGUUUUCUGAUCCUCCUGGGCCUCGCCGCGCUGGCGGCCGCCGACGUCAAGCACCUGACAGACCGCAACCUGGACCUCUUCAAGUACAACCCCAGCGACGUCUACACCCUGCCCGAGGACAUCGACGAGGACAAGCCGGCGGUGCUCUUCAGCGGCGACGUCAUGAAGGCCAAGACCGAGACCCUGCAGAACUACAACUCCGGCAAGAAGUUCAAGCUGGAACUGAAGACCCAGAACGGCAUCCAGGUGAGCAGCGUGGGCAAGCUGAAGGACGACAAGACCUUCGUGGUCAGCGGCUCCUACUCCUUCACCGGCGCCGAUGGCAAGCGCUACAAGACCCGCUACACCGCCGAUGAGUUCGGCUACCACCCCAUCACCGAGCUGGAUCUCGACAUUCCCGAGCCCCAGCCCCUGGGCGCCGCCGCCCAGCGCCAGACCGUGGACCCCAGCAGCCUGCUGGGCAACAAGAACCGCUUCCAGUUCCUGCAGCAGACCCUGGACUCCGGCCUGGAGCAGGGACCCCUGCGCGGCAGUGGACAGAGCGGCGACGACUACAGCUACACGUCGCCCUACGGGCACGGCUACGACUACCAGCCGCCCCAGGUGCCCCUGUCGACGCCCUCGCGCCUGUACCUGCCCACGGCAUAGGGGCUCCAGCCCCUGGCCAGGGAGCCGCAGAAAUGCACCCAACACACCCCCAGUCCCGAUCCCGAUCCCGAUCCCCGAUCCCCGAUUUCUCCCCAGCUGCAAGUAUUUAGUGUUUUAAGUGCAACUCCAACAGGCAAAUACGAAGAGUAAACAAGGCAAAUUCACAGAGCUAGCGAAAUUUUUUUUUAUCAUUUUUUAGUGUUAUACACGGAGCACAAUUUUAUAUGAUAUUAUACCUAUAUACACAGAUAUAUGUUGUAUAUCUAGGCCCACACACACACACAACACACGCACACACACCCAAAAAAACAAACACACACACACACACAAAUCCCGACACAAACGAAUCUAUGUAUAUACACUGAGUGAUAUUAGUAGUAAAUAAAAUGGCUAAACUAACGA
Drosophila biarmipes is the source of this 1148-nucleotide messenger RNA. RefSeq lists its product as uncharacterized. The record is from RefSeq and is a predicted model, not a curated record. The transcript is spliced from 4 exons. The coding region runs from base 93 to 746 and encodes 217 amino acids. NCBI's taxonomy places the organism in Eukaryota, Metazoa, Arthropoda, Insecta, Diptera, Drosophilidae.